GCGUGUGGGAUGUUAUCUCUGGUGCUCUCUGCAACUGGCAGGGCAGAGGUGUCAGCAGAACACAGGAGCACGUAUCGUCUCCUACCUUUUGACAAAAAAGCUUGAUGGUAAAUGAAGAUCUGCGUUUUCAGCAACCUGAUACCAUGAAUGUUGACCAAGAAGAUGGGAAAUGUUGUGCGAGGCGCUGUCGCUUUCGUGCCCUCCGAGAGAUGUCAACGUUUCUUAGUAGGCGACUUGAAGGAGAUGCCCCUUGAUCGUACUCUAGACCUGAGUAGCCGGCAGUUACGUCGCCUUCCAGUCAGAGCUUCUGCCUUUAAAGAACUGGUCAAACUCUACCUGAGCGACAACCACCUGAGCAAUCUGCCUCCAGAGCUCCAAAACCUGCAGAAGCUCCAGCUUCUAGCCUUGGACUUCAACUAUUUCGAGGAGCUUCCUCUGGUCGUAUGCAGCCUCGUUCAGCUGAACAUCCUCUAUCUCGGUAAUAAUCAUCUCUACAGUCUGCCAAAAGAACUGCGUCAACUCACCGAGCUAAAAACCUUGUGGCUGGAGACCAACUGCUUCACCAAGUUCCCUCGAGUGAUAUGCGAGCUUCCCAACAUCAAGACCCUCCAUUUGGGAUACAACCAGCUACACAGCUUGCCGACAGAGCUUGAGCAACUGGAGGAGCUACGCAGCAUCUGGCUCGCGGGGAACUUGCUAAACGAUUUCCCUCCCGUGCUGCUGAAGAUGCAUUAUUUGGAGGUGAUCGAUGUGGACCGCAAUCGCAUUCGCCAGUUUCCGUCGCUCACCUGCUUGAGAGGCUUGAAACUCGUCAUCUACGACCACAAUCCUUGCGUUAAUGCACCAGCGGUGGCCGAAGGUGUGAGACGGGUAGGCCGCUGGGCCGACAGCUCUGAUGAUGAAGAAGAUGAAGGUGACGGGAAGGUUGCUAAAGCAGAUGUAAAGCCACAGGGAUCACUGGAAGAAAACGAAUAAAGAAGAUCAGUGAGGAACCGUAGAUCAAGCCAUAAAGAACAUACUCAUGAGUUUUUGAGAAGGCUGACAAAAUACUGAAGCCACUGAGGUGUUUUGUAAAUUUUUAAGUAGAAUAGAAAUUACUUAAAAUUUUAUAGAAUAUUGUAAUUAUAUAAUUAAUAGUCCUGUUAAGCGAUUAAUCACGAUUAAUCGCAUCC
Messenger RNA from Puntigrus tetrazona (Sumatra barb), 1172 nucleotides. RefSeq names its product leucine rich repeat containing 10 (gene lrrc10). The transcript has 2 exons. The coding region runs from base 148 to 975 and encodes 275 amino acids. The record is from RefSeq and is a predicted model, not a curated record. Lineage: Eukaryota; Metazoa; Chordata; Actinopteri; Cypriniformes; Cyprinidae. Gene Ontology annotation, molecular function: protein binding.